AGGAGCUCGCCCCACAAGUUAAUCAUUGCUGUCCCAAGAACCGAGUGAGAUCCAACAUUCCUUCCCACCCUCUCUUUAAAACCCUCACUCUCCCCCACUUCUUUAUCACUUCCAAGUUCCAACUCUCAGCUAGCUGCAAACUCUACUCAGUUUGCAUCGAGAUAUACAGAGAUCGAGUAGUCAGAGCUGAGAGCUAGUGGAGAGAAAGCACCAGGGAAGAACGCAGAGAGAGGUUACAGGGAGCGAUGAUGGAGAGGGCCGAGGACCUGCGCCUGAGCCUCAGUCUCAGCUCGCCGCUUAUUGCUCCUCGUACUCACCAUGUCGCCAUGCUGUUCCACGCUCCUCCAGAGAAAAGAUUCCUGGAGAUGCCGCUGCUCCCUGCUGCGAAGCGGAGCGAGGUCGUCGCGGCAGAAGAGGAGCGCGCGGGCCUGCGCGGCGGCGGCGGCAGCGACGAGGAGGACGGUGGCUGCGGCAUCGACGGCUCACGCAAGAAGCUCCGGCUUUCCAAGGACCAGUCCGCCGUGCUCGAGGACAGCUUCCGGGAGCACCCCACCCUCAACCCCAGGCAGAAGGCAACUUUGGCGCAGCAGCUCGGGCUUCGGCCUCGGCAGGUCGAGGUGUGGUUUCAGAACAGACGCGCAAGGACGAAGCUGAAGCAGACGGAGGUGGACUGCGAGUUCCUGAAGCGCUGCUGCGAGACGCUCACGGAGGAGAACCGGAGGCUGCAGAAGGAGGUGCAGGAGCUGCGAGCGCUCAAGCUCGUCUCGCCGCACCUCUACAUGAACAUGUCCCCGCCCACCACGCUCACCAUGUGCCCCUCCUGCGAGCGCGUCUCCAACACCAAUAACAACUCCAGCGCCGCCGCCGCCGCCGACCGCCGCGGCAUCAGGACUACUACUGCCGCAGGCGGCGGCAGCGUCGUCGACACCGCCGCCGACGGGGGCAUCCUCUGCCACCGCCCGAUCGCCGUCCGGCCGCAGCAGUCAUGACAAGCUAGCUAGCUUUUUACUUCCUAGCUAGACAGACUACACCCGUACACUGUCCCCAUGUGUCAACGAGGCAGCAAGCAGUGUACGUGCACAUUAUAUUCGCGCAAGCUGUGUGUGUUGCGCUCACCGAUCGAUCGCUCAGUUGUUGUUUUUUUCCUUUUUGUUGGAAGCAGCUAGCUGGCUAGCUAUUAGCAUGGUGUUCAUGCGUCAGGUGGAGUAGUAGCUAUAGGCGGCGCUGGGAUAGAACAGGAGUGUCUCGGCAGCUUCUGGCCGGCGGUGGUGGUGUUCGCGGGCGGGCCGGCUGGGAGCUGGGCGUAGCGAAUAUUUAGCUGGUCCAGGGGAAAGUUGGAUAUGGUGGGAUACGGGUGUAGGGGAAGUGGGGCGCAGCGGGAUGGCACGGUGGUUUGUUCUGUCCCGGCUGACGAUGACGGCGAUGAUGAUGAGAGGGUCAGUUUGUUUGUUGGACAGUCGUUUCUCUUAAGCUUGAUUCUAGCGAUUAAUUUAACACGGGUAGGCAUGUGCAUUUGGUCUCUGCUGAGCUUAAUUUAGGUGAUUAGUAGUGUGUUCUUUAAUUGGCCGGCCGGGAAAGCCAUAGCUUGCAUGCAUGCAUGAAAGUUUCCUUGUGUUUUGAUGGGAUAUUAUCCGCUAACUGAAAGCGUUCGAUCGGUUUGUUCGCUUAAUCAUGUGAACGGCUAAAUAUAAAUAUGUACUACUACUGGAUAUCGAGUAACGAAUCAUCUGGAUAUAAUCGAAUUGAAUUGCCCGGUCGAGGAAUAUGCACCAUUCGAUCGGAGGUGGUA
Molecule: messenger RNA, 1789 nt
Organism: Oryza sativa Japonica Group (Japanese rice)
Lineage: Eukaryota; Viridiplantae; Streptophyta; Magnoliopsida; Poales; Poaceae
Source: RefSeq, a predicted model, not a curated record